CAGGAAAGUGACUUCCGGUCAUGGUGCUUUCGAUCCAUCGAUGUUUCGAACGAAACCUCGGACCGUCGUCGGUUCUUUAUUCUUUGGGGCCUAGGUGCCGGUGCUACUGCAACGCAUCUGCAACGAAUCUUCUGCUGAUGUUUGUUGUGCCCAUCAAGAUCUAGCCUAUCUCUUGCAUUGUUGACAACAAAAAGCCGCAAGGGCUGAUUGCUGCUGGUUGGCUCAGUGCAGAAUCUGGCCUUACAAAUGCGAUGAGCCUAGCUGAAAGUAUCACUGCCAAAACGACAUGCCACGCCCCUUCCAAAGUUGUCGGUCAAGUCGAGAUUGGCACACAGUGCAGCUUGCCUCUGGCUGACAAGUCUGUCGGGUGCUCCUUCAAAGCAUGCAGCGUGUCGAGGAGCAUGCAGACUACGGAGACUGUUGAUCAUUUAAGUGCUACCUCAGGAUCAAAGCAUUCAUCCUGCCCAGCAACUACUGAGGAUGACGAGUCGCAGCAAGGACACCUCCACCGCUGUGAUUGCUGUGACUAUGAAACUGGAAAACUGUCCAAUCUGAUAACACACAUGAGGGCAGACACAAAGGAGCGGCCAUUUCAAUGCCAUUUUUGCCCACGGAGCUUCUCACGCAGAUACCUCCUGACUAGGCAUUUGCACGUUCACUCAGGCGAGAAGCCAUUUCAGUGCCCUUCAUGCCCUCAGAGCUUCUCACAAAGUGCCAAUCUUAAAAGACACCUGCGUGUCCACACUGGCUCAAAGCAUGCAUCAACUACUGAGGAUGACAAGUCGCAAGAAGGUCACCUCCACCGCUGUGAUUGCUGUGAUUAUGAGACUGGAGAACUGUCUGAUCUGGAAACACACAUCAGGGUCCACACAAAGGCACUGCCAUUUCAAUGCCAUUUUUGCCCACAGAGCUUCUCUAGCAGAUACCUCCAGACUAGGCAUUUGCGCAUGCACACGGGCGAGAAGCCAUUUCAUUGCCCUUUUUGCCCUCUGGCCGUCUCGCAAAAGGCCCAUCUUAAAGCGCACCUGCGUGUCCACACUGGUGAGAGGCCAUUUAAAUGCGAUUUCUGCCCUCAGAGCUUUGCACAGCAAUCCAACCUGAAUGUUCAUUUGCGCAUCCACUCAGGUGAGCGGCCUUUUAAAUGCGAUUUCUGCCCUCGGAGCUUUACACAGCAAUCCAACCUGAUUGUUCAUUUGCGCAUCCACUCGGGCGAGCGGCCAUAUCAGUGCCCCUCGUGCCCUCUGGCUUUUGUGGAUAGUGGCCAUCUGACCAAUCACCUACGCACUCACUCAGGCGAGCGACCAUACAGCUGCACCAUCUGCUCCAAAAGCUUUGCACGGUCUGGUACCUUGAAGAUACAUAUGAAAACACAGCACCGUCAUGCAACGCUGAGUAAGUCACCAGCCCUGUAG
Dermacentor silvarum is the source of this 1412-nucleotide messenger RNA. Its product is annotated as gastrula zinc finger protein XlCGF8.2DB-like. Bases 252 to 1412 code for a protein of 386 amino acids. The record is from RefSeq and is a predicted model, not a curated record. Gene Ontology annotation, molecular function: RNA polymerase II cis-regulatory region sequence-specific DNA binding; DNA-binding transcription activator activity, RNA polymerase II-specific. Gene Ontology annotation, cellular component: nucleus. Gene Ontology annotation, biological process: regulation of transcription by RNA polymerase II. NCBI's taxonomy places the organism in Eukaryota, Metazoa, Arthropoda, Arachnida, Ixodida, Ixodidae. The transcript has 5 exons.